Messenger RNA from Sebastes umbrosus (honeycomb rockfish), 2513 nucleotides. RefSeq names its product T-box transcription factor 16 (gene tbx16). The transcript is spliced from 10 exons. The record is from RefSeq and is a predicted model, not a curated record. Lineage: Eukaryota; Metazoa; Chordata; Actinopteri; Perciformes; Sebastidae. The coding region runs from base 702 to 2102 and encodes 466 amino acids. Gene Ontology annotation, biological process: positive regulation of DNA-templated transcription; cell fate specification; heart morphogenesis. Gene Ontology annotation, molecular function: DNA-binding transcription factor activity, RNA polymerase II-specific; RNA polymerase II cis-regulatory region sequence-specific DNA binding. Gene Ontology annotation, cellular component: nucleus.
CCCCCUGAACUAAGAACCUUUUUAAGAGAAAGUUAGGUUCUGCUGUCUGCCUCCCGACUCAUUAAAAAAAAAAAAUUAACUAAUAGCAACGGGGAAAUGACGGCUUUAUCCACACAGCUUGAUUUACAUCAAUAAAUUAAUAAUAUGAAUUAAUAUGAACCAGGAAAAUAAAUUUGUACUCAUAAUUUGACAGGAUUUUACCCUUUAGUUCACUGCUGUAAUGCUUUAGAGUGACAAUACUCUUGUAUCAAGAUCAAGUAUAUAUGUAUUCCUAAAUUUAUUUUAUUUCAUUUUCCAGGUUUUUAAGAGAGACCUAAGCCAAGAGGGCAGCAUAAAAAUACAUAAGGGGGCAACUACAAACGAGUAUAAAGAAUAUCCUGUUAGGAUGUCAAAGAAGAAUGUUAAAUUGAGCCACUUAGUUUUUAAAAUCACAAGGCUAAGACCCAACUAGUGAGGUUUGGUUUUAACGUUCAUUAUGUCUGUCGUUUCAUAUUAAUUUCUAAGAAAUCAGCAGGUGAAUCCUGGACGAGCUGGGACGUCUGCAUGCCUCCAGGACUGUUGAAAGACAUUCAAGUAUUCUGGAAAGAGUAAAGGCAGGAGAUCAGAGCUGAAGGAACACUUGGAUAUCACGGAUACUUGGAUUGCUUAUUGGCCCUCAGUGCAUGAAGCUUUUCCUGUGCUGCUUCUGCUGAACCUGAACAAUGCAGUCCAUCAGAGACUUGAAGCCCAACUUCAGCGGCCCUCCUCCCUCCUCCAUGGCUGCCGGCCCUGAUGCCUAUCUCCAGGGCAACAUCAGGAUGACCCUGGAGGACCCUGAGCUCUGGAAGAGCUUCCAUGAAAUAGGAACAGAGAUGAUUAUCACUAAACCGGGCAGGAGGAUGUUUCCACACUGUAAGAUUAACCUGUCCGGCCUUAUUCCGUGUGCCAAGUACAUCUUACUGGUUGACAUGGUGCCUGAGGAUGGUUUUAGGUAUAAGUGGAAUAAAGAGAAAUGGGAGGUGGCGGGGAAAGCGGAGCCCCAGCCUCCCUGCAGGACCUACCUCCACCCCGACUCCCCGGCCCCGGGGAGCCACUGGAUGAAGCAGUCCGUCUCCUUCCUCAAACUCAAGCUCACCAACAACACACUCGACCAGCACGGCCAUAUCAUUCUGCACUCCAUGCACAGCUACCACCCGCGCUUCCACAUCGUCCAGGCGGAUGACCUGUUCAGCGUCCGCUGGAGUGUCUUCCAGACCUUCACCUUCCCUGAGACUUCCUUCACGGCAGUCACAGCGUACCAGAACACCAAGAUUACGAAGCUGAAGAUCGACCACAACCCAUUUGCAAAAGGUUUCCGGGAUGAAGGCACUAAUAAAAAAAGGCGUUCAAGCAAGAACCCAACCUGCCUGGAGAAGCAAGCCAAGAUGUCAGACAUUUUGAACAGAGACUCAGAGGAGGACAGUCCACCAGAUUUCUGCCGGUCAUCGUAUGAGGGUUACGACGGAGAGGAAGGAGACCUGCCCAAAAGGAAAGAGGCUGACGGCGUCAAAGAGGAGCGCUACUCCCCGUGGGCUGCUGAGAGGGAGCACAGCGUGAGGACUGAAUCCCCCGCCGGGGCUGACCCCAGAGACAUGUACAACACAGAGCAGCUCGUACCCGCUCCGGCUUCCUACCAGCCGUACAGGUUCCACGAGUACGGAAAGUCUCCCUCCCCCUCCUCCAGCGUCGGCAGCAGCAGCAGUGGAUCAGGACGCAGCAGCUUCGAGUCCAGAGUCCCCGACGUCGCAACCGUCCCAGAUCACGAGUCUUCAAAGCCCCGCACACACGAGGUCGGCCCGUCCCCUUGCGGCCCGCAGCACCUCCCCGCCCCCCAGGACUACACCGGGGUCCUCAACAUGACCAUGGCCCAGGCUGGCAAGCCAGGGGUGAUCGGCCACCACAUCUACAGCCCGUACGGCGCCGAGCAGCCCCUGGGCCAGUGGAGCGGCCCCGGCGCCGCCCAGUAUCCCCCUCCUCACCACCUGACCGCCGACUACGCCACGCAAGCCGUGCACCACGGCUAUCACCAUGGCAACGUGGCCGAGUGGAGCCAAUACCCGCUGUUCUCCUACUCCUGCUGGUGAAGGAAUCUUAACUGACUGAGGGUGACUUUCACCGAUGCUGCUGCUGCUGCUGCUGCUGCUGCUGCCAUCUUACCAGAACGCUGACCCAGUGCUCACAGCUAUGAGAUUGCAUGCCCAGACGAGACUGAGGGCCAGAGACCUGCCCUGCGACAACAAUAGAAAAAGUGAAAGAUGAAGAAGAAGUGUCGCUGCCUUCUGUUCAGCCUGGCAGGAUUGAGACUCCUCCAGUGAUGCUGACUGAAACCACAAAGUGUGCUACGCCAUGCUGUUUGAUUGUUUAAUUGUUGGAUUGUCUAUUUAUUUUGUAUUUCAUCUCAUUUCCCAAGUUUAAAUAUUAUUUUUGUAAAAAAAAAAAAUUGUGUGCAAUUUAUGUGUGUCUUCAAAUUGUGAUGUGAUCUGAAAAUAAAAACC